UGAAAGCAAAAUUUGAUUUUUUUAACGGCGUGUUCGUAAAUUGAUUUUUUCUAUCGAAGUGAUUUUUUUUAUCGAUGCUGGCGUUCGUAAAUUCCAAACAAACGUAUGCAAAAGCAUAUGGAAAGUGAUUUGACAUCUACCAAACAAAUCAAUCGACGAUGCAUCACCCAAAAAAAUCAAUUUACGAACGCGCCGUAAAUGGCGUCUCCGAUAUAACAGCUUCACAGUAAACUUCACAAACAAGAGCGUCGACUUUCGUGCGCCAGCUUCGAGUCCUUUUUUAACGGAUACGGAACUUAUUUCGAAACUAGAACGGUCAAUGGACGUCCAGCCGGAAGUCGGCAACCGGCUAACCACGACGGUUGACAGUGAGCUCUGUUUCCAGGAAGGGGAACUGUUCGAGUCGUACCAGAAGUUUCUGGAGCGAUUGGAACUGCACAGUCGUCAGGAUUAUGUAUAUUACUGGCGUCGGGAUUCGCGAACCAUCGAGGCGGCGUCGAUCAAGAAAACGACGAGAUGCAUUAAUCCGGCGCUGCGAUACUAUUCGUUGCGUUAUACUUGCGUUCUCGGAGGUCAGAAAUUUGAACCGAAGUCCAAAAGACGAGAAUCGAUCCGCAUCGACUGUCCCGCCUUCGUCGGUCUGCGAGCCACAAAAUGUGGCCAAUGGUUGGUGGUUUCUGCCGUCUGCAACAGCCACAACCACGAGAUCGGCCCGGAGGUGUCGAAAAAGCUGUCUCAGGGCAAAAAGCUUUCCCCGGAAAUGAAACGAGAGGUGCAAACCCUUUUGCUGCAUUCGCUGGACAAAACUCUCCUCAAAGAGUACGUCCGGUUGAAGGAACAGAAAGAGCUAUCGACCAAAGAUUUGAUUAAUCUGACAGUAGCCGCCCGGAAACAGCGAGACUGUGGAAAGCUUGAGUUUCACAAAAAUCAGACUGCUAGAUUGACGAAACAUGUGACGAAUUUCGUGCGGAAGAAUUCUGACCGUUAUGAUAGCAAGUUGCCGGAUGAAAGUUCCAGCUUAACCGAUAUUGAUUCGCAGGGUAUUGAAAUGCUAGAAGAAAGACUGAUGGAUCUUGACGGGCUUGCGGAUCAAGACACUCAGGAGUCACAGUUCUCAACAUUGGAAACCGCCCAUUGCCAGAUUGAAACACUUGAAAACUUUACAAUAAAGCAUGAGGUCGUCGAACUUACCCCAGAACCCAAAAUCGAGCGAAAAAGAAGUCGUUGGAAGAACUCAACCUGUUUGAAUUGUUACUCACGAAGUCGAAUACUUAUCCGGUCUCAAAUCGAUGUCCUUCGAGCACGCAAAGAUAAACUUAAAGAAGAAACCAACAUUCUCCGGUUACAAAAGCAAAAACUUAAAUUAGAACUGAAAAUUCUGCACGAAACUGCAAAAAUAAUAUAACCAAUAAACCACACG
Molecule: messenger RNA, 1420 nt
Organism: Uranotaenia lowii
Lineage: Eukaryota; Metazoa; Arthropoda; Insecta; Diptera; Culicidae
Exons: 2
Coding region: 320-1405 (361 amino acids)
Source: RefSeq, a predicted model, not a curated record